This is a messenger RNA of Lotus japonicus, 1490 nucleotides long. Its product is annotated as F-box protein At5g49610. The transcript is spliced from 2 exons. The record is from RefSeq and is a predicted model, not a curated record. The coding region runs from base 192 to 1274 and encodes 360 amino acids. Lineage: Eukaryota; Viridiplantae; Streptophyta; Magnoliopsida; Fabales; Fabaceae. Gene Ontology annotation, molecular function: protein binding.
ACUCGAUCCACUCUCUUUCUCUCUCGCCUCGGUUUUUCCUUCAACAAAACGCUUGCGUUUCAUGAUGAUCACUGUUAUUCGAUUACCCCCUCUUCAAAUGUAAUCAAACCCCUUUUUCCACAACUGCAGCACCUUCAUCGGAUCCCCCAAAAAAAUUCCCGAUUACGUUUUCAUCAUUGGGGGUUUCAAUUAUGGAUAAACGAGGAGAUGGGAUUUUCCCGGAUGAGGUGGUUAUGCAGAUUCUUGCAAGGUUGCCUGUGAAAUCCCUUUUCAGGAGCAAAACCGUGUGCAAAUUGUGGUGUAGAUUGUCCUCAGAUAAGUAUUUUGUUCAACUCUACAAUGAGGUAUCUAGGAAGAAUCCCAUGAUUCUUGUUGAGAUUUCUGAUACAUCAGAGUCCAAAUCUAGCUUAAUCUGUGUUGAUAGUUUAAGGGGUGUUUCUGAAUUUUCACUCAGCUUUUUGAAUGAUAGAGUUAAGGUUCGUGCAUCUUGUAAUGGCUUGUUGUGUUGCUCUAGUAUUCCUGAUAAGGGUGUGUUCUAUGUUUGCAACCCGGUCACUCGCGAGUUUAGGCUGCUUCCCAGGAGUAGGGAAAGGCAUGUCACUCGGUUUUACCCCGAUGGCGAAGCGACCUUGGUUGGAUUGGCCUGUGAUUCGACGUGCCAGAGGUUUAAUGUUGUUCUCGCGGGCUGCCACCGCACGUUUGGUCAUAGGCCGGAUGGAAGUUUCAUAUGUCUGGUGUUUGAUUCGGAGCUGAACAAGUGGAGGAAGUUUGUUUCUUUUCAGGAUGAUCAUUUUACUCACAUGAAUAAGAACCAAGUUGUUUUUGUGAAUAAUGCUCUGCACUGGUUGACUGUUAGCUCUACUUAUAUACUUGUGCUUGAUUUAAGCUGUGACAAUUGGAGGAAGAUGCCGUUACCGUAUGACUUGGUUCGAGGAACGGGAAAUAGGAUUUAUCUCUUGGACUUCAAUGGCUGCCUUUCUAUUAUUCAAAUUUCAGAAGCGUGGAUGAACAUUUGGGUGCUGAAAGAUUACUGGAAUGAUGAAUGGUGCAUGGUGGAUAAGGUGAGUCUGAGGUGUAUCAGAGGAAUGGUGCCGGGGAUUUUCCCGAUCAGUCAGACAGGUGAAUAUGUUUUUCUGGCUACUCAUAGGCAGGUUUUGGUGUAUCAUCGCAACAGUAAAGUCUGGAAAGAAAUGUACUCUGUUAAGUAUAGUUCCUCACUACCGCUCUGGUUUUCAGCACACGCAUAUCGCAGCACAAUGUUCUCAUGUAGCUGAGGCAUGGUGGUGAUACAUGAAAAGAUUUUUGUACAUAUAUUUCUAGUUGUAAGCAUUCCACAUUCAAUUAGCCAUUGUUAUUCGCGGCAUGUUUCUGGUCUUUUAUCUUAAAACUUUGAUAUUGGCUUUGCCAUGGAAGUCCCACUAUAUUUCAGCACAAUGUUGUCCUGUAAUGAUGUGCGGCUUCAUGAAAUGUAUAUAUAUUUCUUAUUUCAA